Papaver somniferum (opium poppy) is the source of this 1332-nucleotide messenger RNA. RefSeq lists its product as uncharacterized. NCBI's taxonomy places the organism in Eukaryota, Viridiplantae, Streptophyta, Magnoliopsida, Ranunculales, Papaveraceae. The record is from RefSeq and is a predicted model, not a curated record. Bases 1 to 1332 code for a protein of 443 amino acids. The transcript is spliced from 5 exons.
AUGACGCAUCCAAGAACUAAGUAUGCUACUAACAAGAAUCAUUCUAGUGAUGACAAUCCCAGACUUGUUGAAGCGAUUCGAAAUAGAACGAAGAAAGUGCAAGAACAAUCCGAAGCCUCUCGUAUCGCACAGGAGGAAGAAAUGAGUCGAAUCAUGCAAAAAAAUCAAGCCGAAAAGAAAUAUAAGAAGAAAUAUGACCAUGCUACUCCUCAUCCUUUGGGACCUCGUCGAAAAGACGGUAAAAAUUUUAAUUCUUCCCACCGAAACCCAAGGGGCACGGGGAGUAAAGCCAAAGGGAUCAUCAUCAAUGACCCACCACCACAAGCGGAGCAACCAACACAUGAAGAAUCUGAUCCCAAAACACCUACUGAACAAGAAGGUGGUGACAAAGAAGAAGAAAGUGAUGAGGGAGUUAAUGAGGAACAAAGUGGUGGCAAGGAAGAAGAAGGUGACAAGGAAGGUGAUAAAGAGAUAAGAGAAUUCGUUCAAGAACAAGAAGGAUACCCUAAAGGAAAAGGUAAGAAGAAAGAAGUUCCAAAUAAGAAGAAAGGUGACCACAGGACCGAUGAGUUGAAGAUGUUUGCUCGCGGACCUGAUGAUUCACCUUUAGGGAUACCAGCUGAUGGAGGAAACGUAUUAUGGGGUUACAAAGGAAGUUGGGCCGACAUCGUCUACAAUACCAUAGAUCACAAGCAUGUCGUCCGUCUUAUGAAGCCAGGAACGUCAGUGAGUAAGAUGAGACCUCUUUGUUCCGCCUUUGCCAAGAGAUAUUACGUGGAAACGAAUACUUUACAUCUUCCGUUUGGAGAAAUGACGAUAACUACAAAUGAUGCGAAGUUCAUUACCGGGCUAAGCAUAGAAGGUAAAGCCGUGAAGCACAAAGAGUACGUGCAAGAGCUUGAGUGGGACAAGAUUUAUGCGUGGACCAAGGAAGUGUUCCAAUGGGAUGAGGAGAAAUCCAAGAAGGAGAUGCUAGUAGGUAAGGCAAAGCAGAGGAUAUUCCAUCUCUCGAGGCUGAGGAGCAACUUUAUGGGAACAAAGAAGAUUCGUACUGAGGGAAAAGAGGUGACGCCGCAACGUAUCAUUGCCACGGCCAAUGCGUAUGUACUCUAUAUCCUUGGAGCUGUUAUCUUCCCCGACGUUUCUGGUACCCAUGUGAAUGCCAACUUUAUCCAGCUGUUGCAACUAUUUGGCAAGAUACAAGACUACUCUUGGGGCAUUGCCAUCCUUGCACACUCUUUGACGGAGUUGAGGAAGGCUUCUGGGCUCAAAGGAACCAACUCGGAGGGAAUAUGGCUUUUCUGUAGGCGUGGAUAUAUUUUCACUUCCUAA